Coregonus sp. 'balchen' is the source of this 7975-nucleotide messenger RNA. The record is from the annotation of a GenBank genome assembly. Lineage: Eukaryota; Metazoa; Chordata; Actinopteri; Salmoniformes; Salmonidae.
CCCCAUUACUCACUCCUCUACUGUACUACUUCUCCCCUUACAUGCUUAAAGCUGUCCUUUCCCUCUUCCUGGCUAAAUGAGAUCACUAUUGGACCCUUCCCAGCCAUUUAAGUGUUCUCCCUCAACUAUUUGAGUUGUGUUUUGGCUGCAGUUUCCGUUCCCCAUUUAAACUUCUCUUAUCUGGACACGUUCACCUUGGCUUGAGGACACGGAGGCUGGUCUCGCCCAGACUGAAGUGUUUUGUUUAUUUUAUGCGCAGUUAUGGAAACCAGCUUGGCAGUGGUGUCGGACGGGGACGUGUCAUUGGUAGACUGUGGAAAUGUACUGAACUAGAAGACCAGGGAAAGAAUUGAAAGGCUAAUGGUUAACGUCCCUUUUUUUCUCUCCUUGCAGAUAAAAGCAUACAGUGGCCAUGGACCUGCAAGAUAAAGAUAUCCUUCCCAGAGAGAUUCUGCCAGUCAUUGUCAUUGGUAAGACUGGGGCUACUGUUACUGUACACAUUCAGCUCUGAAAGACUUGCCCAUAAAAACGGAUUUGGUUCCAAGUAAUUGCUACACACAGUAGGGAAUUUGGUCAAAGUUCUUCUCAGGGACUUGUAACGAGACUAUUAUGAAACUGCUACCGGUGUUAUAGGGAAGGAAGGAACACUUUGCACAACAGAGUUUCUCUUCUGAGGCAAUUUCCAAAUUGCAUACGGUGGGUGAAAAGAUGCAUGGUCACCAUGACUUUGCAUCUUGUGACCAUUCUCUUGCCCUAGAUCCUAGUAGACUCUCCCAAGGCCAUAGGGUAAUUCCAAGCCAUGACACCCACCAUCUCAGAUUGUUCUAAAACCUUUCUGUAGAAACAGUUAAGAUUAGCAUUCCUACAACAUUAUUUUUGUUGAAAAAUAAUUUGAUUAUUAAGGUAAUUGAUUGCAGAACCUGGUAUUCUCAGGGUGUAGGAUGGGACAUAAACCUAACAACUUUAAUUUAUAUUUUAUCUGAGCAGGGGGGGGGGGGGGUGAAAAAAACAAUACAGCUCCAUACUACACAUAGACCUGAUACUGUAUACUCAUUGUUGGGUUGGGAAUGGGGUGGGUGGGUGGCUUUUUACGAUUUCAGAACAAUCUGAGAUGGUGGGUGUCAAUCCCUUUUCUUGUGCUUUUUGAGGUGGAACGACGCCAUAAGAACCUCGUUUCUUAGAAUGAUGGCACAGUGUGCUCCCCUUAUAAGAAGAACACCCAUCCCAAAUGACUCAACUUUUUUAGGCUAUUCUUAAAAGCCAAGUACAUUUUUAUAGAAAUACAUUUUAGUUUUGUCUAUGUUUUUGACUGCUAUACAUAUCAGAUUUUUACAUUCCUGAUGAGCCCUCAAACGUUCUGUAUGUAGGGCUGUUGCUGUGACCAUAUUACCUCCACACCAGCAGUCACAAGCCAUUACUGCAGUAAAAUUCCACGUCACGGUAAUCUCCUAUUAUGUACUCCGGACAUGCGUUGGUAGUACCCAACUCACUAACGGCCAUCAGGUCGCUAAUGGCCUGGUACUCAUGGCUCUAUUGUCCCUCUAACCACUCUGACAUCAAUGCAAUUGAAAAUCGCAUCAAACACUUACCAUCAAAACAGUAUCAUGCUUUUAAAACUCACCUCACUGUGAUUGAUCAAUUUGAAGAAAGAAGUUCAACAACAGGUUUCAAAGCCUAACACAACGAAAUGGACAGCACUUUCUAAGGUGAUUAUGAAUUCAAAACACCCAUACGCAUAUUAGAGCUAAUGCAUAGGACUAUAAAUGAGCCUGAAAAAAGAAACAGAUUUAAAAUAAUGAUUGUGCCGUUAUACAAUACAUAGCCUAUAAAUAAAUAAAUAAAAAAUAUUUAAGAUGUCUUUGGUACAAAAUUGGUCUAACCUAUACUCCAAAAUUAAACAAAUUCUAGUAAUCACCUUUGAGGGUGGACUGUAUUAUUAUGCAUACUGGAUGGACUGGUUACCUUAUGCUAUGCUCCAAACUUUCUAUCCAUGAGUCUGGGAGAGAACGUAUAGGCCUAAGCGAUGCUGUUGGUUCAUUGAUUGUGCUGGGUGGCUUACAGAGUUAGGCAACAUUUAUAGUGAAUUUGAUUUUGAAUAGCCUAGUAAUAGGGUAUUUUUUUACAUUUUCAUAAUUUAUAGGCUGACACAUGACCUUUUUUAGUUACAGAAUAUCUCACCACCGUGCGUUUCAAUCACCUCUCCUUCAUUCCUUUCUCGAGCGCGCAGAGAGAGGGGCUGUCAACAGUUUUUAAUGCAAUAUGUUUCGUUGUGAAAACAUGUUACUAUCGAUGUUCCCGAACAGAUUUCACAUGGUUUCCCAAAUGAAGCACUGGGUAGCUGCAGGAACAGGGUUGGAGAGCCCAUGGCAUACAGAGUUUGGGCGGAAUAUCACCUGUCGUUCAGCAAGAGGCUGCUUGCUCCUCAAACAGUGGUUGAUUCAUGGAGUGAAUUUUAUAAUUGCCCAUUCUUAGUCGAAACUAAUUUAUUUGACCUAUUAGUAAAGACAAGAUUCAGUUGAGAAUAGUCUGAUGGGGGAAAAUAUAAUCACUUGGUGUUAGAAUAGGGUGUGCAGCCUGAGGCAAGGAACAGAGCGCAUGCUUUUUUUUUGCCUAAAAUAAAUAAUGGUUUUAUUGUGAUGGUGGAUAUUAAAUUGAUUUAUUAGACAUUCUUAAAUGUAGAUGUUCCAAAGGUGUGCAUCAGCGGCUUGUAUGCCGGCUGACAAAAUGUCAUGACCGCCAAAGCCCUAUCUGUAUGAGCCCCCAAAUAAUGUAUUGCAUUAUAUAAGGCACUACAUAAACAGAAAAAACUGUAGUGGGUUAAACUAAUUUAUUCAACUUGUCUGAACUUGCCUCUUUCCCUCUCUCUCCUAGGCAACGGCCCCUCGGGCAUCUGCCUGUCAUAUCUGUUGUCAGGUUACACCCCCUACCUGUCCCAAGAGGGCACUCACCCUAACCCACUACUGCAAGGCAAGCUGGAUCAACAGCCUCACCUCUCACUGUUGGAGUUGGUAAGAAUGACACCUCGUCCGUCUUCACAAUGUCUCUGUGACAACUCGCCUUUUACACCUAGCUUGGUUGGUGUUGGUUUACAGUUGCCCGGGCUGGUUGUAAGUGCUAGUUAAAAUGCUCUGUAAAAUGCUGUCUUUGUUUGUGUUUACCACUAAGAUGUAUGGUUUGUUGGUAGUUAUUCAACUAUUAUGACCUGGAUGUAUGCUCAGUCGAGAUAUUUAAGUGUGGCCCUAAGUAAGGUCUGUAUGUAGGCUACAGGAGGUUUUGUAAAUAAAGUUGUGUCCAUGUUAUAAGCUUAGUAAAAAGCUAUUGGUGUCCUUGAUAUAGGGUGGUAUUUUGUUAUUCCAUGAGCUAGACCCUAAAACAAAUGGAUAUAAGUAGGAAGGUAGGCCUACAUACCACAGUCUUUGUACUAAGGUGUUGAUGUGUUUGUCUCUGUGUGCAGGACCUGGAGUACCUGUGUGAGGGACUAGAGGGCCGCUCCUCCAACCCCAUGGCCGUGCUGUUUGACUCCCUGCUCCUGCCCGACAGUGACUUUGGGCUGGACCACGCCUCACCCCUGCUUUGGCGCUACGAACCGGAGCGGGCCACCCCACACCUGGUGCUUGGUAAAGGACCCCCAGGAGGAGCCUGGCAUGUAAGUGCCCAGUCCAUAAUAAUUGUCCAAUACCAUGUUGACCCCCCCCUGGUCCCCAGUUUUAGGCACUUAAAAAAGGAUUGGUUAUUCCAAGAAUUCCAACUUGUCCUUGUGACGUUGCUCAUAACAAUCCAAUCAUUUUCAGAUACAUGCAAGGUGCUUUUGGGAAGGGGCCAGGCGGUGAUUUGCAAUUGGGUAAAAAAGUGGGUCAUGAUCACACAUUUUUAGCAUACAUUCAGAAUAGGUUUGUUUUUGUCAAGUGGAAAAUGGCCUUGGGUAUUUGGUAUUUUGGUAUUUUAUUAGGAUCCCCAUUAGCUAUUGCUGAAGCAGCAGCUACUCUUCCUGGGGUCUAUACAAAUCAUAAAACAGAACAUAAUACAGAACAUCAAUAGACAAGAACAGUUCAAGGACAAAACUACACACAUUUAACAUACGAACAAUAGAACCAAAAAAGGUCAUACGUACAUUAGCACAGAGGUUCCCAACCUUUUUCGGUUACUGUACCAUCAGGUACAUUUUGCUUUGCCCAGAGUACCCUUGAAGUACCCCCUCAUGUAUGUCAUGGCUAACUAAUGGUAUGUAGCUAGUAAAACCACCUGUAGUUUGCAUACCCGCAGAUACAUUGGCAUGUAAAACAAGGGACAAUGGCAGACAGUUGCUUGCUGGGAAAAAGGUGGGUGGGCGAACUAUGCAUCUGAUGACAUAGGCUUGCUUUCCAAAUCGCACCCUAUUCCCUAUAGUGCACUACCAUUGACCAGAGCACUUUGGGCCCAGGCCAAAAGUAAUGCCAUUUAUAGGAAAUAGGAUGCCAUUUGGGACACAAACAUAGUUUGCAUAUGUGACUUUCAGCCUUGUGGUUAAUGGUGAUGGUGUUUGUGUAUUUGUCUCUUAGGCGAUGGAAGGCUCCAUGCUCACUCUCAGCCUGGCUAACUGGAUGGAACUGCCCGGCCUGAAGCUUAAAGAGUGGAUGAGAGAAAAGCGCAGGUGGUUCCUUCUGACAAGCUACAGCACCAUUAAGGGAAAAAUCCACAAAAAAACUAUAUUUUGGUAUUUUUUCAGUAAGCCACAGAAGCAAAGUGUUUUGCGGCAGGUGACACUUUGCUUUUUGAAAGUCCAAUAUCUUGAAAUCUUGAAUGCGGACAUGCAAAACAUUUUGGGACUGUAUUACACUGAACAAAAAUGGAAACAAUUUCAAGUUAAAGUUCAUAUAAGGAAAUCAGUGAAUUGAAAUGAAUUCAUUAGGCCCUGAUCUAUUAAUUUCGCAUGACUGGGAAUACAGAUAUGCAUCUGUUGGUCACAGAUACCUUAAAAAGGUAGGGGCAUGGAUCAGAAAACGAGUCAGUAUCUGGUGUGACCACCAUUUGCCUCAUGCAGCAUGACAUCUCCUUUGCAUAGAGUUGAUCAGGCUGUUGAUUGUACCUGUGAAAUGUUGUCCCACUCUUCUUCAAUAGCUGUGCGAAAUUGCUGGAUAUUGGCGACAACUGGAACAAGCUGUCAUACACGUCGAUCCAGAGCAUCCCAAACAUGCUCAGUGGGUGACAUGUCUAGUGAGUAUGCAGGCCGUGGAAGAACUGGGAUAUUUUCAGCUUCCAGGAAUCCUGUACAGAUCCUUGUGCCAUGGCGCCGUGCAUUAUCAUGCUGAAACAUGAGAUGAUGGCAGCGGAUGAAUAGCACGACAAUGGGCCUCAGGAACUCGUCACGAUAUCUCUGUGCAUUUAAAUUGCCAUCAAUAAAAUGCAGUUGUGUUUGUUGUCCGUAGCCUAUGCCUGCCCAUACCAUAACCCCACCGCCACCAUUGGGCACUCUGUUCACAACAGCAAACCACUCGUCCAUACACGCUGUCUGCCAUCUGCCUGGUACAGUUGAAACCGGGAUUCAUCCAUGAAGAGCACAUGUGCCAGCGUGCCAGUGGCUAGCGAAGGUGAGCAUUUGCCCACUGAAGUCGGUUACGACGCCGAACUGCAGUCAGGUCAAGACCCUGGUGAGGACAAUGAGCAUGCAGAUUAGCUUUCCUGAGACAGUUACUGACCGUUUGUGCAGAAAUUAUUUGGUUGUGCAAAUCCACAGUUUCAUCAGUUAUCCGGAUGGCUGGUCUCAGAAGAUCCCGCAGUGUGAAGAAACCGGAUGUGGAGGUCCUGGGCUGGCAUGGUUACACAUGGUCUGCAGUUGUGAGGCCGGUUGGACGUACUGCCAAAUUUUCUAAAACUAAGUUGAAGGGGGCUUAUGGUAGAGAUUAACAUUCAAUUAUCUGGCAACAGCUCCGGUGGAGACGUGACAAAACUGCGCAUUUUGGCGUGGCCUUUUAUUGUCCCCAGUACAAGGUGAACCUGUGUAAUGAGCAUGCUGUUUAAUCAGCUUCUUGAUAUGCCACACCUGUCAGGUGGAUGGAUUAUCUUGGCAAAGGAGAAAUGCUCACUAACAGGGAUGUAAACAAAUUUGUGCACAAAUCUGAGAGAAAUAAGCUUUUUGUGCUUAUGAAACAUUUCUGGGAUCUUUUAUUUCAGCUCAUGGGACCAACACUUUACAUGUUGCGUUUAUAUUUUUGUUUAGUGUAACAGUGGACUAAUAAAAAAAGAAAAUACCGUUUUUGGUGAAAAAAUUUUUUUUUCUUUAAGUGGCCAUUCCAGAUUGACCUUAUCACUGUUCCUGAACAGUGGUAUUCACUUAAAGGAACAUUUCUAUUUUGAAAGGAAAAAUUAUUGUUUGUUUUUCUGUGUCGAGCCGCUUAGGAACUAGAAUCAGCUACCAGUAUUAAUACCUUAGGCUUUUAGAGAAAAUAGAGGCUAAACAAAUGUGCUUUUGUGUCAAAGACAAAUGGCAGGUGAAUGAGGUUGUUUUCAUUCAGGUUUUGGCCAUAAGGCCCUUUGUGUGUAUUCUAAACACCAGUGUCUGACCCUCAUACUUAAAUGUUUGUUUCAGGAACGUCCGUAACGACAGGGCCACUCCCGCCGAGAUCGCCUCCUACUACCAGCACUAUGUCAACCAGAUGGGCCUGGAGGACAGCUUCGCCUGCGGCACCACCGUCACCUCCAUACAGAGGGUGAACUGCGAGGGGGCCAGCGGCCGUCCCUUGUGGAAAGUCCAGGGGACCCAGAAGAGGGAGGCUGAUGAGCUGGGGGAAGGAAGCCCGUCAGAGGUCCCCUUUACAGUGUGCGCAGACUACGUGGUUCUGGCCACGGGCACCCAUGACAUCCCGGCCCGUCUGGGCGUGGAAGGCGAGGGUCUCCCCUUCGUGUGCCACAGCUUCUGGGAGCUGGAGGCAGCAAUCUCCAGAGGCCAGCUGGACCACACCUCGGACCCGGUGCUGGUGGUGGGAGCCGGGCUGACAGCGGCCGAUGCCGUCCUGGCAGCCCACCACCUCAACACGCCUGUGUACCACGCCUUCCGGCGCUCGGUCACUGACCCAGGCCUCAUCUUCAACCAGCUUCCCAAGCUCCUCUACCCUGAGUACCACAAGGUGCACCAGAUGAUGACCCAGCAACAGCAACAGCAGCAGCAGCAUGGCCAAGACCUCCCCAGCUCUGGGGGAACGGGCGCCCCGAUGGACCAACAAGAAAACAACACCGCCUCCAUGUCUUCUGGCUCCUACCCAGGCUACGUCAGCCUGCCCAAACACCGGGUGGUGGCCUUCAAGCCUGACAGGAAGUGCGUGCUGGAGGGGGAGGACGGACGUCGCACCGUGCUCCAGGUCUCCAUGGCCCUGGUGCUGAUUGGCGCCCACCCCAACCUGUCCUUCCUCCCUGAGAACGGACGGCCCCUCGGCCUCAACCCCCAGGAGCCAAUCACGUGCCGGCGGAACCCCCUGGAAGUUGACCCAUACACGUACGAGUCGGUGUCGGAGGGGGGGCUGUACGCCAUGGGGCCUCUAGUUGGGGAGAACUUUGUCCGCUUCCUCAAGGGGGGUGCUUUAGCCAUCGCUAGUGACCUCGCCAAGAAGCAGCGGGCCAAGGAGGAGAAUCACACCACCCUGGGUGGUGUGGAUGGACAGACUGAGUCUGCGCGUGUCCUAGACUCCUAGGGGUUAAGGGUCGCGACAGGACUAAACUACUCCUAAGGCCUGUAUUAUUACGUAGGCUGGACUGGGCUGGUCAGCUCAGGCUAAAAGACUGAAGCACAAUCUGUGACAAUACGACCUGCACCAGUCCCUAUAUUCCUCAAGGGACAGCGAAUGAAUCUCUCAGCGGAACCAGAGGGAGUGGCAUUUCUGACUCUGUGAAUCUUUUUACCAGGGCAGGAAAGUAGGUCGGGUUGAUGUGUAGCUAAUCAUAUGAUGCCUGAGGUGCAAGGGUAGAAUCCAAAUGUCCUUAUAGAGUACCACAGUAUGAGUCA